CCUGGCGGCGCUUCCAGAUGGUGCUGCGGGCCGGUGUUGCCCGCGGUUGGGCGGUAGAUGCUGAGGAGCCCAGGUUGCCAAGGUCCUGGGGCAGCCCGGGAGGUGCGCGGCCGUCCAGCGAACUGAGGCUCCGGCGGAGGGUCGCGGGUGACACCGCGGUGCAAGAGGGCCGCUGAGGGCGCGUCCUUCGGCCGUUCCCGGCCGGAAGCCCCGGGAGAGGGCGAGGGAGAGCGGCGGAGCCCGGGGCGGGCCCGGAGGGACGGCCUGCGAGUGCGCGCUCGCGGCCGGAAGCCCCGCUGUCGCCGGGUGGGGCCCGAGAGCAGCGUGACGUGCGGGCCGUGAGGCCUCGUCCCGAACGUCGCGCGAGCGCCCGGCACAGGUCAGACGCUUCGCGGACGGCAGCCGGGCGGGCGGCAAGAGGAGCGCCGCGGACAGACGGGCUGACAGACACUCGGCCUCCUCAGAGCGCCCACGUCGGAGACGCCGCUCGCGCCGCCGCAGGGCGCUUCGGGCGUGGAGCCGAGGGGAGCGGAGCAGCGUCCGUCGGGCAGCGCGGAGGACCCUGAGGAGCCGCUCGGGCUGUCGCGGCGAGCGAGCGGUGCCGGCCGCCGUCGGGCGCUGGUGGCCGGGAAGGGCCCGCCGUUCGAGGCCCGGCCCGGGCCGGCCCUGCCUCGUCGCCGCUGCUGUGGGCGUUGGCCGCGCCCGCCGUGAGCUUGGCGGGCCUGGUGUGCAAGGGGCGCCGUCGGCCCGCGGGUCGGGAGCUUGCCGUGGCGGCUCGGGGACCGGCUGGCUCUGGGUCCUGAAGGGGACCUGCCCCUCUCCGGAGCGCGCAGAUGGAGGCGGAGGCGGGGCGCCGCGGCCCGGGCGUGUUUUCGUGCCGGCUCUGCGCGCUGACCGCUCCCUACAGCUACGUGGGGCCGACGCCCCCCGACGCCCGCGCCGUCGUCCUCCUGGAGGAGAGUUACGUCCUGAAGGACCCGUUCACCUCAGACAAGGACAGGUUCCUGGUCCUCGGCUCCAAGUGCAGUGUGUGCAGCCGGCUGGUGUGCGUGGGCCCGGAAUGCAGUUUAUUCUACUCCAAGAGGUUUUGCCUCCCCUGUGUCCAGGAGAACAUGGACGCCUUCCCUCAGGAAAUCCGGCAAGACUUGGAGAAAAGGAAAGCUCCAUCAAAGAGGCCGGCCAGCCAGCCUGGCUCUCGGACAUGAGUGCAACCGGAUGCCAGGUUGGCAAGAGCACCUUGCACAGAGCUCUGGGGCCGAGCUGGGAGCCGUGGUGCCCAGCCUUGUUCCGGGACAGGCAGGAGCAGUGUGUGCAACUGGAGUGAGCUGGGGCCCAGCCUGCCCCAGGAAGGUGACUGGGAGACGCAGAGAAGGCACUCAAAAGGCAGACCUUGGACCAGACAUCCCCCAGACCCAACCCCAUCCAGAGCCCUCUCGAUGCUGAGACCGCAGGGCAGGAACUGAGGAAUGGCUCAGAACUGGCACAGAGGGAGGCCAGGGCUGGGCCUGCUGGCCCUUUGGCUCUCCUCCCAGACCUGAGGGCUCUGGGCCUGCCUGCAGGGUCAUCCCCUGGCUCCUGCUUACAGGCGACAGACCUGGAGGGGCCUUUAUGCCCUUCGCAUGAUUUCGUCAGAUCCAGGAGUUGCCUCCAGGUAACAUGCUGCUCUGCCUGGCCGAGGACACAGGAGUGAAGGGACAAAGCCCACUGCCCUGGUCCAGUAGGGGGAGGCCCUCUGGUCACACUGGGGGGUUGUGCUGUCCGUGCAGAGGCAGGACAGCUGGGUGGGGACUCUUGCUUUCUCCAUCCAAGGAAGUGAGUGUUCAUGCAGGGAAGACCUCACUCAGUCAGAUGGUUCACAGGGAAGUGACCUGCAGGAAGGUGCCUGAGGUGUGUGGGGGAGCUGCAGAUGCAACUGGGGGGUCCAGGGGCGGUGGAGUUUCACUUCACAUCCUUGUGGUGCUUGGAAAACGUUUUAAAUCUUGACCACGCGUUAGAUCCGUAAUUAAAAACCCAGAGAGCCAGUUAAUGUUUUGAAAAGUAAUCCUUCCCCAGAAACAUUUGCGAGGCAGAUGUCCUCCUUGGCACUCUGGAUCUGGUGUGGGUCGGGGGCUGGGGUGUUGCCACAUGAAGCCUCUUCUGUCCUGUCUGUCCCGCAGGCUCUGGCUCUGGCCCCAGGCCCAGUCCCAUUCCAAGGCAGAGCAAUGCCUUCCCCUGCCUUCCCUUUGCUCACAUAGAGGCUCACAACUUGAGGUGCUGGCUUGCCCCUCUCCACAGGGGACCCCGCAUCAGCUCUGCAGGCUCCUGUAGGCGGCCCCAGGGCACUCAUCCCCCCACAGAUACCCCUGCCCUGUGGCCUCCACCUUCGCCAUGGGGGACACACUGAAGGGUGCAUUUGGCUCUGCUGGCUCUCAGAGGGCCGGAGCUGUUCUAUCUUUGUCCGUAACUGCCUGAAGGUCCGCUGACGCUGUCCUGGGGGGGCGCCAGACGAGGGUUUGAGAAGAGAAUGAAUAAAGAGCUUCUAUUGGCUGA
Enhydra lutris kenyoni (northern sea otter) is the source of this 2529-nucleotide messenger RNA. Its product is annotated as cysteine rich DPF motif domain containing 1. The coding region runs from base 834 to 1205 and encodes 123 amino acids. The record is from RefSeq and is a predicted model, not a curated record. The transcript is spliced from 3 exons. NCBI's taxonomy places the organism in Eukaryota, Metazoa, Chordata, Mammalia, Carnivora, Mustelidae.